AUGGCAAAGCGCUAUAUUUACUUCUUUGAGGAAGUCGGCGAAGUCGAGAAACUCGUUAACGGCGACCGCGACAAAGUUCUCGGACUCCUUGGUGGCAAGGGUGGCAACCUUGCUUGGAUCGCUAAACUCGGCGUUCCAGUUCCAAAGGGUUUCACAAUCACAACAGAGGCCUGCAAUGAUUUCUACAAGCAGGACCCACCAGCUUACCCACCAGGCCUUUGGGAAGAACAGACCAAGGCUAUCGCCCGUCUCGAAGAGAUGACCGGCAAGAAGUUCGGCUCUGCUGAGAAGCCACUUCUCGUUUCUUGCCGCUCUGGCGCUAAGAUUUCCAUGCCAGGUAUGAUGGACACAGUUCUCAACAUCGGUCUCAACGAUGUCACAGUCCAGGCCAUGAUCAAGCUCACAAACAACCCACGUUUCGUUUACGACUCAUACCGCCGCCUUCUCCAGGGCUUCGGUGCUAUCGUUCUCGGAAUUCCAGAUGAGAAGUUCGAAGCUGCUCUCCACAAGAUGCAGAAGUCCAAGGGCUACAAGGGCGACAACGACUGCAAGGCUGAGGACUGGGACGAACUUGCCAAGGAGUACAAGAAGAUCAUCCUUGAGGAAACAGGCAAUGAGUUCCCACAGGACCCAAUCGAGCAAGUUAAGAUGGCCACACUCGCUGUCUUCUCAUCCUGGAACUGCGAACGUGCUAUCGACUACCGUAACAACUUCAAGAUCCCACACAACCUCGGCACAGCUGUUAACAUCAUGUCCAUGGUCUUCGGUAACAUGGGUGAUACAUCAGCUACAGGUGUCGCCUUCACACGUAACCCAUCAACGGGCGAACGCAAGCUUUGGGGUGAAUACCUUAUCAACGCUCAAGGCGAAGAUGUCGUCGCUGGUGUCCGCACAGCCGACAAGAUCGAGUCCCUCGAGACAAAGAUCCCAUCCGCUUUCAAGGAAUUCGUAGACAUCACAGCCAAGCUUGAAGCUCACUUCAAGGAUAUGCAAGAUGUCGAAUUCACCAUCGAAGAAGGCAAGCUUUGGAUGCUUCAGACACGUAACGGCAAGCGUACAGCUACAGCCGCCGUCAAGGUUGCCAACGAGAUGGUUCAGGAAGGCCUCAUCACAAAGGAGCAGGCUGUCAACAGAAUCAGCCCAGCUGAAGUCGACCAGCUUCUUCACCCACACUUCGAUGCCAACGACCUCAAGAAGGCUCAGCCAAACCUCUUCACAAAGGGUGUCAACGCUUCCCCAGGUGCUGGUGUCGGCAAGAUCUACUUCUCUGCCGAAAUGUGCAAGAAGAAGGCCAAGGAAGGCGAAGAUGUCAUCAUGGUCCGCCAGUUCACAAAGCCAGAUGAUAUCGGUGGCAUGCUCGUCGGCAAGGGUGUCAUCACUGCUGAAGGUGGUGCUGCCUCCCACGCUGCUGUCGUCGCUCGUCAGCUCGGCUUCCCAGCUGUCGUCGGCUGCGGCUCAAUCUCCAUCGACUUCGAAGCUCUUACAGUCACAUCCAACGGUGUCACACUCCACGAAGGUGAUGUCGUCUCCGUCGAUGGCACAACAGGCCAAGUCUUCAAGGGUGCUAUCCCACUCACAAAGCCAAACCUCAACGACCAGAAGGAUCUUCAACAAAUCCUCAAGUGGGCUGAUGAAAUCCGCUCUCGCGAGGGUGGCCGUAAGUCCAUCAACAACGGCCCAACACGUGGUCUCAUGGUUUGGGCUAACGCCGACUCUCCAGUCGAUGCCCAGCGUGCUAUCGAAUUCGGCGCCGAAGGUAUCGGUCUCUGCCGUACAGAACACAUGUUCCUUGGCGACCGUGCUGCCAUCGUCCGUAAGAUGAUCCUUGCUGACAACGACAAGGACCGUGAAGCCGCUCUCGAUGAACUCGAGCACGUCCAGACACAGGACUUCGUCCACAUGUUCAAGUCCAUGUCCGGCCUUCCAACAAUCAUCCGUCUCAUCGACCCACCACUCCACGAAUUCCUUCCAGAAUACGACCAGCUUCUUGAGGAAGUUACAGUCCUCCGCACACGUAAGGAACUCGGCGCUCCAUACGAUCCAAAGAUGCUCGAAGAGAAGGAAAUGCUCCUCUCCAAGGCCAAGUCAAUGCACGAGUCCAACCCAAUGAUUGGUACACGUGGUGUCCGCCUUUGCCUCGUCAUCCCAGGCCUCGUCAAGAUGCAGAUCUCCGCUAUCCUUGAGGGUGUUGCCAUCGCCCAGAAGGAAGGCGCUAACCCACUUCCAGAGAUCAUGGUUCCACUUACAAUGGAUGUCUCUGAACUCCAGCGCAUCAAGCCAACAUACAACGAGAUCCUCGAGAAGGUCCAAAAGGAACACGGCAUCAAGAUCCACUGCAAGUUCGGCACAAUGAUCGAAGUUCCACGUGCUGCCCUCACAUCUGGCCAGAUCGCUACACUCGCUGAAUUCUACUCAUUCGGCACAAACGAUCUCCACCAGAUGACACUUGGUCUUUCUCGUGAUGACUCUGAAGGCUCCUUCCUUCAGAACUACUACGAAUGGGGUCUCUUCAAGGACUCUCCAUUCCAGACAAUCGAUCAGAACGGUGUCGGUCGCCUCAUGAAGAUCGCCGUCGAAGAUGGCCGUGUCACACGCCCAGACCUUUCUGUCGGUAUCUGUGGUGAGCACGGUGGUGAUCCAAAGUCUAUCGACUUCUGCCACCGCCUCGGCAUGAACUACGUCUCCUGCAGCCCAUUCCGUAUCCCAAUCGCUCGUUUGGCCGCCGCUCAGGCAGUCAUCCGCAACCCAGUCUAA
This is a messenger RNA of Trichomonas vaginalis G3, 2754 nucleotides long. RefSeq names its product pyruvate, phosphate dikinase protein. The transcript has a single exon. The record is from RefSeq and is a predicted model, not a curated record. The coding region runs from base 1 to 2754 and encodes 917 amino acids. Lineage: Eukaryota; Parabasalia; Trichomonadida; Trichomonadidae. Gene Ontology annotation, biological process: pyruvate metabolic process; phosphorylation. Gene Ontology annotation, molecular function: kinase activity; pyruvate, phosphate dikinase activity; ATP binding.